UUCGGUUCGAUAGGUUCAGUUUCAGUUGAAAAGCGAAAGUGCGCGUGCAUACUCGAGUAUAAAAAUUCUAAUAAUAAGUGUUGCCUACAUUUGUGCUGAACGUAUAUUAAAUUCAGGAAGCAGGCAUAAGCGCACACUUCGCAACGCGACGUCAGCGACCGUUAUUAGAUUUUUUAAAUCUAACGGCACAGAUUGAGGCAACAGUUACAAGCAUCUAGCUUUAACGAGUAGCAGCAAAAGCCGCAACAAAAAUCCAAGCCGUCUACCGAGGCCACAAAGUGAGAGAGACCAUGAAAAAAUCGGAAACCAAAACUACAGCCAACAAUGGCAGCGCCGUUGCUGCCGCCGCCGAGGCAGCCUCGUCAUCUGCAGAGCCAACCAAAGCAGAGCUCGAGGCUGAAUUUAAUCCCAAUGACAAAGAACUAUGUGAUGCUGCAUUGAAAAUUCAAUCUACUUUCCGUGGGCACUUGGCACGCAAACUGGUCAACAAGGAUGAGCCCGAGGAUGUUGAUAUACAGGAGAUAACUAAGAAAGUUGCCGAGGAACUAGAUAUUGAUUUGACCGAUCCUGAGCUGAACAAGGCUGCUACCAAAAUACAAGCCUCGUUCCGUGGCCAUAAGAUACGCAAAGAGACCAAUCCGGAAUAAAGUGGUAAUUUUUCAUGCCCGGAUGACUUUGAAUUUGUUGGUGUUUCUAACCGAAAGCUGUCAAAUGAUUACUUUUAAAAAA
This is a messenger RNA of Scaptodrosophila lebanonensis, 729 nucleotides long. RefSeq lists its product as uncharacterized. The record is from RefSeq and is a predicted model, not a curated record. The transcript has 4 exons. Gene Ontology annotation, molecular function: calmodulin binding. NCBI's taxonomy places the organism in Eukaryota, Metazoa, Arthropoda, Insecta, Diptera, Drosophilidae. The coding region runs from base 291 to 647 and encodes 118 amino acids.